Molecule: messenger RNA, 2345 nt
Organism: Macadamia integrifolia
Lineage: Eukaryota; Viridiplantae; Streptophyta; Magnoliopsida; Proteales; Proteaceae
Product: galactomannan galactosyltransferase 1-like
Exons: 1
Coding region: 687-2090 (467 amino acids)
Cellular component (GO): endosome; membrane; trans-Golgi network
Molecular function (GO): galactosyltransferase activity
Source: RefSeq, a predicted model, not a curated record
CGUCCAUGAAUGUUCACCGUCCUUGUAAAAAAUCACAUCCUGUAACAAGGCGAAAUGUGAGAUUGUUUUUACUUUCCAGGUAGAAAGGCGAUAUGAGAUUUAAGAUGUGAUCUUCUUCCUAAGGAUAUCUCCAAGCAACAGAGGACCCACGGCAACAACAAAAAGCCAUAAAUCCCAUCCCAAUAAUGUGUGCGUGUCAGGGACUGAGAGUGAACCCUCAACGGCCUCCUGUCUUCACACAGGAGUACCAGUCCCCCACUCUCUCAAGUCUCAAGUCUCAAUUCUCAACGUCUGAGUCUCUCCAGUCAUAACUCAUAACUCAUAACUCAUAACUCAUAACCGAUCCGCCACUCUAUCUCUCUUCUCAACUCCCGUCGUGACGUGACCCCCUUACCUAAAAAAAAAAAAAACUUCUCGUCGUGCAUCGAUGGUCUCCUUUAUAUAAUCUCUGAAACCCGAAAAGAACACAAAGGCAAAUGGGAAUCUCAAAAAGGUCAGAGCAGGAACGUCUAAGUCAUCUCUGUUACAAAUACUCCGUUUCUCUUUUACUUUGUCGCUGAAAAGAACACGCACUCAUGCCGGAGUAGUAAAUGGAGAAGAGGAAGGAAGCGAGACCCAAGCCACAGAGGUAAGGUGGCUUCGUAAAAUUCCAUCGCUCUCUUCCGGUCCCCAUUUUUACAUCAUAGAUGGCGUCGCCACCCUCGGGCCAGCACCCAUUCCGUACAGCAUCAACGACGAGGUCGACUGCAACGGGCACGGGUAAGUUCCAAUGUCAAAAUAAAUCCUCCUUUCUCACCGACGGGAUCACUUUCAUCGGAGUCGCCAUGGCGAGUUUGCUACUCGUCUGGGCUGUCUGGUCUUUCAUAUACUUUAAACCCAGUCCCGGUCCUGAUGUAUUUUCUACGACGACCAACACCAAGAAGGUCUUCACCGCGAAGGACUGUGGUGGCGUUAACUUACGCCACGACCCACCUGAUCCAACAUUCUACGACGACCCCAGCCUCAGCUACUCCGUCGGGGACGGGAAACCCAUGAAGAACUGGGACGAGAAACGAAAAGACUGGCUGAAGCACCACCCAUCGUUCGCCGCUGGAGUGAAGGACCGGAUUCUGCUGCUCACGGGGUCGCAGCCAUCGCCGUGCAAAAACCCGAUCGGUGACCACCUGCUGCUGAGAUUCUUCAAGAACAAAGUUGACUACUGCAGAAUCCACGGGUACCAGAUCUUAUACAACAAUUUGCAUCUCCAGCCGAAGAUGACGUUCUUCUGGGCGAAGAUACCGGUGGUAAGGGCGGCGAUGUUUGCUCAUCCGGAGGUGGAGUGGAUAUGGUGGCUGGAUUCGGACGCGGCAUUCACGGACAUGGAGUUCAAGUUGCCUCUGGACAAGUACAGGGAUCACAACAUGGUGAUCCAUGGGUGGCCCGAUAAGAUAUACGGAAAGGAGCCGAGCUGGUUGAGUAUAAACGCCGGGGUUUUCCUGAUCCGGAAUUGCCAGUGGUCAUUGGACAUGAUGGAUGAGUGGGCAUCCAUGAGCACACUGACACCGGCCGCCGACGAGUGGGGUCAGAAGCAGAUGGAGACCUUCAAAGACAAGGUGUUCCCGGAUUCGGAUGACCAGUCAGCCCUGGUGUACCUGAUGCUCAAGGGGAAGAAGCCGUGGGCGGAGCGGAUCUACGUGGAGACGGAGUUCUACUUCGAGGGCUACUGGGUGGUGAUCGUUGGUACGCUGGAGACCAUACAGGAGGAGUACGCGGAGAUAGAGAGGAGGGAGCGUCUGCUGAGGAGACGACACGCUGAGGUAGUGAGCGAGCACUACGGGGAGGCGAGGGAGUCGUACCUGGAACGGGAACUGGAGCAGAACGGCAAAAAGGGUAAGUGGAAGCGGCGUCCGUUCAUCACGCAUUUCGUGGGGUGUCAGCCAUGCAACGGGAAACGCAACCAGAUGUACUCAGAAGAGAGGUGCUUGCAAGGGAUGGAGAGCGCCCUCAACUUCGCCGACAAUCAGGUGCUCCGUACCUUUGGGUUCGUGCAUCCUCACCUGCUGAAUUCCUCGGUGUCGCCUUUGCCGUUUGAUUAUCCCGCCGAAGAAUGACUAACCGUUGCUACAUAAUAAUACUAGUCACUGGGGAUGAUGAUCGAUAGUCGAUACCCACAGCCAUACAAUUCCUCUCUUUUCUUCCAUCCUCCUCUUGAUUCCCCAUUCUUUUGCAGAUAGAUGUAGUAGCUCUCUCUCUCUCUGUUGAGUCAUCUUCUUUUUAUCUUAAUUAUAUAUGUACUUAGCAAAUAUAGUCCUCUUUAUUGUCUUUUAUCAUUUCUUCAUAUGUUACUUAUGACCCCUUGGAUUUUA